This is a messenger RNA of Insectozyma verbasci, 768 nucleotides long. The record is from the annotation of a GenBank genome assembly. Lineage: Eukaryota; Fungi; Ascomycota; Pichiomycetes; Serinales; Debaryomycetaceae.
AUGGCAGCUCCAACAGCUAUAAAUAAAACACAAGAAGAUGAAAUAAUAGAUAAUAAUAUAGUAGAUAAUAAAGAGGAAAUUAAUGAAGAUGAAGAUAUGUUAAUUGAUACUCAUCAUAUACCCUUAGAUCAACCAAUAACUACCAAACCACAAUCAGAAACACUCCUAGAUGAAUCAGGAAAGCCUAAAUUUCUUCAACAAUCAGAAUCAAAAAUGAAAGUUAAACUUGAAUCUAGAAAAAUUCCAGUCCCACCACAUAGAAUGACACCUUUAAAAAAUGUAUGGACAAAAAUUUAUCCUCCCUUAGUUGAUCAUUUAAAAUUACAAGUCAGAAUGAAUUUAAAGACAAAGACAGUUGAAUUAAAGACUAAUAAACUUACUAGUGAUGUUGGUGCAUUACAAAAGGGUGCAGACUUUUUAAAGGCAUUUACUUUAGGUUUUGAUAUUGAUGAUGCUAUUGCUUUAUUAAGAUUAGAUGAUUUAUAUAUUGAAACUUUUGAAAUCAAAGAUGUUAAAACAUUACAAGGUGAUCAUUUAUCAAGGGCAAUUGGACGUAUUGCUGGUAAAGAUGGUAAGACUAAAUUUGCGAUUGAAAAUGCAACAAGGACAAGAAUAGUGUUGGCAGAUUCAAAAAUACAUAUAUUGGGUGGUUUUACACAUAUUAGAAUGGCGAGAGAAGCUGUUGUUAGUUUAAUUUUGGGAUCCCCUCCUGGUAAAGUAUAUGGUAAUUUAAGAACUGUUGCUAGUAGAAUGAAAGAGAGAUAUUAG